AUGGAAAAGGAUAUAUAUCUGCAACGAAAUAGUUUGCAGAGUUUGGGCAAAAGAGCAGGAGAGUCGGGAGACAACAGACCUGAUGAUAAUGAUGAAGGUAAAAGACAAUCAGAGGACAAGGAGGGAGAUGGCUUUUCUCUGUCCCUGGAUGUCCAGCGAUUCUCCCCCGAAGAACUGAAGGUGAAAGUACUUGGAAGAAAAGUGCUGGUGACAGGAAAACACGAGAAGAAGAGUGAUGAUGGCAGCGGCUCUUCCAGCGACAAAUUUGAAGAGUUCAGGAGAGAAUUUCAGCUGCCAGAAGAUGUCGAUGCUGAAGCUCUUAACUGCUGUUUGUCACAGGACGGUCGGUUAAAGGUUCAAGCCCCACGCCUGGCACUGCCACCUGUGAAUGAACGAACCGUGCCCGUCAACAUCACCUCGGAUACAACAACCAGUCCCCGGCUAAAUCCUGGCCAAGAGGCACAGAAACUGGAGAGUAGAAAAUAUGAGAGGAAAGAUGAGGAGGAAGUAAAAAUGGACAAUUAA
Messenger RNA from Carcharodon carcharias (great white shark), 525 nucleotides. RefSeq names its product heat shock protein 30C-like. NCBI's taxonomy places the organism in Eukaryota, Metazoa, Chordata, Chondrichthyes, Lamniformes, Lamnidae. Gene Ontology annotation, biological process: protein refolding; response to heat. The transcript is spliced from 2 exons. Bases 1 to 525 code for a protein of 174 amino acids. Gene Ontology annotation, molecular function: protein folding chaperone. The record is from RefSeq and is a predicted model, not a curated record.